This is a messenger RNA of Wyeomyia smithii (pitcher-plant mosquito), 1995 nucleotides long. It is a transcript of the gene dgt1, whose product is annotated as KAT8 regulatory NSL complex subunit 2. Gene Ontology annotation, cellular component: NSL complex. The record is from RefSeq and is a predicted model, not a curated record. Lineage: Eukaryota; Metazoa; Arthropoda; Insecta; Diptera; Culicidae. Bases 49 to 1794 code for a protein of 581 amino acids. The transcript is spliced from 3 exons.
UGUCGUUUUAGUACAAACUGUCCUGUCAUCAAGCUUUGAUUCGUGAAAAUGAAAAAUCAAAACAAUCUUAGCCCCAGGAAGAUGAACCAUCCCCGCGGGCAACAAAGGACUCGCCCAUAUCAACACACAGCUAGAAAUAUUGGAACAACUGCACCAGGAUCCGGACGUGUUUUAAGCGGCAACCAACGCAGCUUAACAGCCACACCUGCAGUAGAUAAAGAAACGGCACUGCGUAAUCAAAUACAUAUGGAGAUCGAGAAAAAAUCGAAAGCUUGCUCGAAUAUCACAUACGAGUGUACUCUGCCACGUCUGGAGCAAUAUAAUUACUGCAAACGACAUAUUUUGCAAGAUUCUCGGGCCCCAUAUAAACAAUGCGCAUUUUUCUACGCCUUGAACGGGAAACGGUGUCUAGAGCCCGCUCCGAAGUAUGACAAUAAAAAGGAUUAUGGAACAAAUUAUUGUUUCGAGCAUAGUCGGUUGACGCAGCUAACGAAAACAAAAUCUACUAUUGGUAAACAUACCCCGCUAGAAACCACGGAAACGUUAAUGAAUAGCUUGGUUCAUCAUGUAAAAGUUGACAAAGCUAAACAACAACAACAGCAGCAACUGACGAAUUGCUCCUCUCUUAAGAUUACUGUUCAUGAGGAUGAUGAAGAUGGUGAUGUGGAUGUUGUGACACCAUCGGUCGAUCCUUUCGUGGACAUUGACGUUACAGCAAUAAACGAUUCGGCACGCGUCGUGUUAGACUACGCAUCGGACAGUAGUUCGGAAGAUGAGGCGACAACUGUGGCAAAUACUUGGCGCGGCUUCGAAAUGGACAAUUCUGAUAACGAAAGCGUUGAUUCACAGAACGAAGAUUUGCUAAAGCACGCAGGAAUCUAUACCGCUGAGGAAGCUACUUUGAUAACCAAGGAAAAGUUAAUACGAUUACAGACACUAUACAUUGACCAAUUCCAUCGUCUUCAGCACGUGCUAAAGGAGAAACGCAGACAAUACUUGCACGAGCUGCGUCGUGAAAGAGAACAAUACUGUAGCAUACACGAUCAAGUCAAGGACACUCCAAAAGAACGUCGCUUGUACGAGAAGUUGAAGGCCCUGAACCAUUAUCACAAUAAACACGGUAUGGAAGCUAUUCUCCACCGCAAGUAUCUGGAAAAACGAGCUAAAGCUACAGAAGGCUUACAGCAGAAGGUACCGACGCAUCCCAAAUGUGCAUUCACAGAAGGUGGUGUAAAAUGUGGAGAGCGAACACUGCCGUGCUCUAAGUUUUGUCGUAAGCAUAUAUUAGAAGACAAAAAGCAGGUACUCUUCAAGUUUUGUGGUGUCGAAAAGAGCGGAGUUAUUUGUCAGGAACCUUUGGCAAACAUUUUUGAAGAUUCCACCUGCUAUUUGCACGUAGAACUUCCAGCACAAAAAACUUUUACGAAGAAAAAGUUUGAAUCUGAAUCAGAAGGUGAAGAAGAUGUUCAGUCGGAUAUUAAAAAAGAUAUACCAGAAAAGCAUGGCGAAGAUUCGCCAUCUCAAUCCACCAGCACGACAAUAGCUACCACUAUUGAUUCUGCAGAACAAGAAGUAUCAAGCGAGCCACCUAUCGUGGAGCAUAACAUUACUAUAGUACACGACAGUGAACCAGAUAAUCUGGAAGAUUCUCUUCCAAUUUGCGUAAUCGCGAAGCCGCUGCCAAUAAAAGAAAAAUCCAUUCCCAGUGGUAAUGACAAAGAUAUACAGCUAACUGAGAAAACAAACCGAGGUUCCGAUGAAGGAAAACCUGGAGGGAAGAAUGCAGAAAAAUGAAAACAUCGAUUGUCUUUGUCUCAAUUCAAUUGAUUUUUAUUGUUUCUCUUUUUGUGAUAGUUUUCCCAAAUACAAUAGCGACGAAACAGAAAUAAAACCGAAGAAGGUGUAAACGUGUAAAACGAUAUAAAACAAAAGAAUAAGUUUCUGAUACGCUUUCUCGUUGUAAACUUUUGGAAUAAACUUUUCAGUUAAAUCUGA